Spinacia oleracea (spinach) is the source of this 1264-nucleotide messenger RNA. Its product is annotated as 1,4-dihydroxy-2-naphthoyl-CoA synthase, peroxisomal. Gene Ontology annotation, molecular function: 1,4-dihydroxy-2-naphthoyl-CoA synthase activity. Bases 90 to 1121 code for a protein of 343 amino acids. Lineage: Eukaryota; Viridiplantae; Streptophyta; Magnoliopsida; Caryophyllales; Amaranthaceae. Gene Ontology annotation, cellular component: cytosol. The record is from RefSeq and is a predicted model, not a curated record. The transcript is spliced from 9 exons. Gene Ontology annotation, biological process: menaquinone biosynthetic process.
UUAUAUCUUAUCUUAUCCAAUCACCAUAUUUCCCAUAUUAUACACCAAAAUAAAACAUCAUUUUUCCCAUUUUUCUUCCUCUGAAAAAAAUGUCAAGAACUGAGAUGACAGAAAUGGAAGUUGCAAAGAGGAGACUCUCAAAUGUAGCCAACCAUCUCAACCCAGAAUUAACACUCUCGAAUUCCCACCAAAUUCAUCAUCAUCAUCAUCAUCCCUCCAUUUCCUUGUCUACUACUUCCAUGAAUGAUAACUACCACAAGGUUCAUGGUCAAGUUUCGUCGAAGCCUGUCGUCUGGAAACUUGCUGCUGAUGAUUCUGGUAAAGAUUUUAUUGAUAUCAUUUACGAAAAAGCCGUUGGUGAAGCCAUUGCUAAGAUAACAAUAAACAGGCCAGAGAGGAGGAAUGCAUUUAGACCAGAAACGAUCAAGGAGCUGAUUCGAGCGUUUGAUGAUGCAAGGGAUGAUAGUUCAAUUGGUGUUAUCAUUCUAACUGGCAAGGGAACCAAGGCAUUUUGCAGUGGUGGAGAUCAAGCAAUAAGAGGAAAGGAUGGCUAUGUCGACUCUAAAAAAAUUGGCCGUCUUAAUGUUUUGGACUUGCAGGUCCAAAUAAGACGGCUUCCAAAACCAGUCAUAGCAAUGGUUGCUGGUUAUGCUGUUGGAGGAGGACAUAUUCUACACAUGGUCUGUGAUCUGACUAUUGCUGCUGAUAACGCCAUUUUCGGACAGACAGGUCCAAAGGUAGGAAGUUUCGAUGCUGGUUAUGGAAGUUCGAUCAUGUCUCGUUUGAUCGGACCAAAAAAGGCGCGUGAAAUGUGGUUUCUUACCAGGUUUUACCCUGCAGCUGAGGCAGAAAGAAUGGGACUUGUUAACACAGUUGUACCAUUGGAGAGUUUGGAACAAGAGACAAUAAAAUGGUGUCGUGAGAUCCUAAGAAACAGUCCUACUGCAAUUCGAGUACUCAAAUCUGCUCUGAAUGCAGUUGAUGAUGGUCAUGCAGGACUACAGCAAAUUGGAGGAGAUGCAACGUUGUUGUUCUACGGAACAGAAGAAGGUAAUGAAGGGAAGACAGCAUAUAAUGAAAGAAGACCUCCUGAUUUCUCCAAGUUUCCUCGCCGACCAUGAAGGGGAGGACUUAUCCGAUACUACAGAAAACCCUUUUAAUAACGUUUAUUUUAUUUUAUUUUUUCAUUUUUUAGCGUUUCUAGGAACGUUGUUAAUGGAUCCGCUAUUAAAAUGAAAAUUGAUCUUUGUUUUUUUUUUCUGGA